UCCCAGGCUGCCCGGCAGCUUCGCCUGUUCCAAGUGAGAAAGAAGUGGCUCUUCCCGGCCUUCAGUGUCGUCCUCUUCCUGCUGGCCGUGGUCAUGACCGGCUGCUUCCUGUGGCAGUAUCACCUCCCCAAGCUGCCAGCCGGUUCCCCAGCACCAGAGGCGACAGCUGCCCCCGUGAGGAUGUGUCCCCAGCAUCCUGAGCCCGUGCCCCUGGCCCACCCCCUUCCUGUGCUCAAGGAGGCCCUGGAAAAGGUGGACAGGGUCCUGCGCCGGGCAAUGGCGGCCCCAGGCCUGGCGGCCAUGUCUGCAGUUGUCGUGCACAACGACACCGUGCUCUGGACUGGGAACUUCGGGAAGAAGAACGGCUCAGACCCCGCUUCUGGGACCCCCAACGAGUACACCAUGUACCGGAUCUCCAGCGUCUCCAAGAUCUUCCCGGUUCUCAUGCUGUACCGCCUGUGGGAGCAGGGCACCGUGGCCUCCCUGGAUGACCCCCUGGAGCGCUACGCCAGCACCUUCACCAUCAACAACCCGCUGGGCGUGGCAGCAGCCCCCGGGCGGCUGGAGGAGGUGGGCCCGGCCCAACGGCCUUCGCAGGUCACCCUCCGAAGGAUGGCCAGCCAGCUCUCAGGACUGCCCAGAAGGCUGCGCUCCACCUCACUGCUGUGGAAGGGCAGCACCCAGGAGGCCCUGAAGCUGCUCAAAGAUGACGUGCUGGUGGCUGACCCCGGAACCAGGUGCCAUUACAGCACACUGGCCUUCUCGCUCCUGGCGCACGUCCUGGCGGCCCACACCCCACAAGGGGACUACCAGCGCUGGGUCUCAGACAACGUGCUGGAGCCGCUGGGGAUGGUGGACACGGGCUUCGACCUCACGGCCCUCGUGCGCGCCCGCCUGGCCGCCGGCUUCUACGGCAGCGGGCGGCCGGCGCCGCUCUACGACCUGGGCUGGUACCGCCCGUCGGGGCAGAUGUACUCCACCCCCGCCGACCUGGCCAAGCUGGCCACGGCGCUCCUGGGCGGCGGGCCCCAGCGGCUCCUGCGGCCCGACGCGGCCAAGACGCUGCUGGCGCCGCUGCUGGCGUGCCCGGGCGCCUACUUCGCCAACGAGACGGGCACGCCGUGGGAGUUCCACGCGCAGCGGGGCUACCGCGUGGUGCGCAAGGACGGCGACCUGGACGGCUACGCCGCCACCUUCUCGCUGGUGCCCCCGCUGCGCCUGGGCCUCGUGCUGCUGCUGGCCGGGCCGCGGCCUCCGGGGCCCGACCUGGUGGCGCAGGCCUACGACGCGCUGCUGCCCGCCAUGGAGACGGCGCUGCGGCAGGCCGAACCGCCCCCGGCGCCGCCGCCCAGCGCGCGCCCCUUCGCCGGCUUCUUCACCUUCGCCAACCUGACCUUCUACGAGGUGCACGCGGGGCCAGCGGGCGAGCUGCGCCUGCGCCAGUUCGGGGCGCGCGUGGAGGCGCUGGUGCCGCCCGCCUUCCGCACGCUGGCGCUGCGCCACGUGCGCGGCCGUGUCUUCCAGCUGCACGUGGCCCGCGAGUUCCCGUGUGCGGUGCCGCUCGGCGACACCUGGCUCUCGCUGGAGGCCCAGCACGGGCAGCUGGUCAACUUCUACCCCCUGGAUGGGCACGGGCUGUCCCCGGGCUUCGAUGUGCCGGGCCUCAACACGUACCGGGUGCUGCGGCUGCAGCGGAAGCCCGGCUUUGGGGCGCAGUGA
Lepus europaeus (European hare) is the source of this 1719-nucleotide messenger RNA. It is a transcript of the gene LACTBL1, whose product is annotated as lactamase beta like 1. The coding region runs from base 94 to 1719 and encodes 541 amino acids. The record is from RefSeq and is a predicted model, not a curated record. The transcript is spliced from 6 exons. NCBI's taxonomy places the organism in Eukaryota, Metazoa, Chordata, Mammalia, Lagomorpha, Leporidae.